ACAUAGGCAGUGUGCAUUCUGUGGUUGCCUGGAUACAGUAAACAUAAGAGCAGUUGACUUCAAGUGGGUGGUGAGAGUCAACCUGUACCUGACAGAAAAAUGGAGCGUAAACAGCAACAAAAAAAGAAGGUGUCCUUUAAAUGUAUGCAGAAGCCAACACAGGAGGAUCUUUCCAAUUUGCUGAAGAAACUUCGGGAAAUGGUGGAUAAGGUUGGAAAUGGACCCUCUAGUCCGAGAAUCAGAACACGACCUGCAAGAUGUGAAGGAAUUAUUGCCUCUGCAUCUACUUCUUCACCUUCUGAUCCAAGAGGAGUGUUAAAUGUAAGAACCAACUUUGACCAAAAUGAAGUUCCUGUCUUCAAUACCUAUGAAGAAUUUCAUAAGACAGUUAUUCAGUCAUUUGAAAACAUUUCAAUUAUACUGAACAUAGAUGGAAAAGUUGUUUUCAUAUCGCAGAAUGUGUUACCUCUUCUUGGCCAUCGACCAGAGGAUAUUAUGGGGAAGACUUUAUUAAACAUUCUUCUUGAUGAGGAAAAAGAAGAAAUAUCUCAGAAGAUCGUUCUUAAACUUCCUUUGGCACAGUCAGUUGGCAACCUUAUUGAGUUUUGCUGCUAUGUAAGAAGAGGAAAUGCCGGCCGGGAUGCUCUGGAUACAUAUGGUCACGGGGACAUGUACGAAGGCAGGGACACAUAUGAGUAUGUAAAAUUCAUCUUGUACCUGCAGGAUUCUUAUGAUGAGUCAUUUGUGUUUUUUGGAAACUAUGGUCCAAAUAGAAGAAAUAUUUGGUCAUCAACUCCAAGGCUGUUAUGGGAGCAACAGUACUAUCUUGUGGGAACCAUUUCAGUUCUUCGUACAAAGGCUGAAUCAAAACAUCCUGUUGAAAUUCAAUCCAAUGUUAUAGUUAUUGAAUCGGAUGAUGACACUGAUAUACAGCACUGCAGGUUUCGAAAACGACGCAAGGGGAAUGGAAAUCAAAGAAAUUGCAAGGCUGAAAAUUUGAAUGCGGAAGAUCCUCAAUCAGUCAGUGAAGUUGAGAUUAUAGAUAUUCAACUGUCCAGUGAACGAACACCGCUUGGAUUAUUUCAGAUCAGGUCACCGUCUCAAUCAAGUACAUGCACAAUAAUAAGUGUAGAUACAAACAGGAGCCCGAGCACAAGCGUUUCAUCCACAGAAUAUGCAGCAGCAGCAUUUUCACCAGCUUCUUCAUCUGACCAGGGCUCUACCAUAGAUCCAAAGUCCUCGCUAGAACCUGUGAAUAUGGAAUUUGAAGUAGGUUCAGAAUUUCUUCUGAAUGACAGCCAGGAAGAACAGGCCUCCCCAGAACAAGGAGAAUGCAAUGAUAAGGAUGUAAAGAAACCCUUGAAAGAGGCAACCGGCUCUAAUCCUAAAGAGCAUGUUAUUGAUGUUCAUGACUCUUCUUCAGAUGAAGAUUACUGUGUAAUAGUAAAAGAAAUUAAGGCUAAGAAAGGCCCUAAAAUCCAAAAACCCAUCGUGGACCAAGGACAAGAACAUCAAAAGAUAGUUGAGACAGCCCCAAAGUGUCCAAGCACAGUAGUACUGCCUGUGCGCCCAAAGGCAGUGGUGGAACCUAGGGUGCGCAGAGAUUUACCAGCCUGUGUUGUAACUGAGCCAAGAAGACCAUAUCACUUCCAGGGUCCACUUUUGGGGGAAAGUAUUGACCAACCCCGUGGCCCAAGAAUGAGGAGGACACAGGUCUAUGAUUUGAGUAUAAGUAGAUCCUUCCGUGAGGAACCACCUUCUUACCAAGAAAUUGAAGAAGAGGAAAGGGGACGAGAACCAAGUGAAUAUGAGUUGGCUCAACGUAUUGAGAUGCUUCGCAAUUUACCAUGCGAACGGCCGAUGGCACAGCAACAGAUGGGGCAAAGACAAGAAAAUCGGGUGUAUCGGCCACGAGAUCAGGUGGUAACCGUUACUAAUAACCUGAGACGAUUUCCCAUUAAUUCCUUUGGAAAUGAUAACUCUGCACAUCCACAAAGUGAGACACGGAGGUAA
Molecule: messenger RNA, 2013 nt
Organism: Peromyscus eremicus (cactus mouse)
Lineage: Eukaryota; Metazoa; Chordata; Mammalia; Rodentia; Cricetidae
Product: circadian clock protein PASD1-like
Exons: 15
Coding region: 100-2013 (637 amino acids)
Biological process (GO): negative regulation of circadian rhythm; negative regulation of DNA-templated transcription; circadian regulation of gene expression
Cellular component (GO): CLOCK-BMAL transcription complex
Molecular function (GO): DNA-binding transcription factor activity, RNA polymerase II-specific
Source: RefSeq, a predicted model, not a curated record